AUGACCGACCUCACACCCACCCUGAACACCCUCUUGAUAGAAAAACACUCAUCCAAAACCAUCCCGCCACCAACAUCCCGCCUUCCGUCCACCGAAACCGCCGAUGAAUUCCUCAAGGAAGCAUACCGCAUCAACUCCCACAUCGCCUCCCUCCUCCACUAUCUCCAAACAAUCCGCCACUCCUACCUAAAAACAACGAAUGCGCCUCCGCCAUCGCAGCGCCAACAACUCCGCCGCACAUCCUCCGUCUCGAAACACCCCCAACCUCAACCACACCAAAACGGACAAGAAAAGCAGCAACCCCAAGGAACCCUAACAGACCCCCAACGCGACGAAAUCGACACCUCAACCUCGACCCUCCUCCGCGACCUCUCAUCCUCCAUAACAAACCUGUCCUCCGCAGAGUCGCUCCGCCAGGAAACAGAGUCUACACUACUGCGCAAGAAAUAUGGUUCUACGAACAUCCUCUUCCGAUGGGCGAGCGGUGGUGAUAAGAAUGACAAGGAUAAGUCUGUUGAACAGCGAAGGGAAGAGGAGGUUGUGAGAUAUGUGCGUGUUGUUAGGGAGGGUGUUCUGUGGUUUUUGAGGAGGGGAUUGGAGGAUGUUGUAGUCGUGCAGAGGGGGAUGGUUGAACGGCGGAUUGAGAGGGUUAGGGAGAGGGAGAAGAGUGUUCUUUAUAAGGCUGCUGCUGUGGGUGCGGGGACGGGGACGCCGGUGAAGGCGCAGACGAGGGGGGAGGGUGCGAUUGGGGAGUUUGGUGGUGGUGUUGGUUUGGAUACGCACGAUGCGGCUGCGAUUAGCGAGAACGAAGUCGCUGCGAUCGAAGCGGAGUUGUCCCCCGAACAACUGCAGUUGUUCGCGGAGGAGAAUGAUACCAUGUUACGGUAUUAUGAGGAUACGCUUGAUAAAGUGCAAAAUGCGGAGAAAUCCCUCCUUGAAAUCGCAUCCCUCCAACAAACCCUCGUCGGGCAUCUAGCCACGCAGGAAGACUACAUCGACCAGCUAGUUACGGACGCGAGUAAUACGACGACGAAUAUCGGGGAGGGCAAUAAGGAGUUGAGGCGUGCGACUGAGCAGCGGAGUACGGCGCAGGCGGUAUUUUGGGGGACGGUUGGGUUGUGUACGUGGUUGGUUGUUUGGGAUUUGGUUUUCUAG
Messenger RNA from Aspergillus glaucus CBS 516.65, 1155 nucleotides. RefSeq names its product putative SNARE protein (Ufe1). The coding region runs from base 1 to 1155 and encodes 384 amino acids. The record is from RefSeq and is a predicted model, not a curated record. The transcript has 3 exons. Gene Ontology annotation, cellular component: SNARE complex; endoplasmic reticulum. Lineage: Eukaryota; Fungi; Ascomycota; Eurotiomycetes; Eurotiales; Aspergillaceae. Gene Ontology annotation, biological process: retrograde vesicle-mediated transport, Golgi to endoplasmic reticulum.